AUGUCCAUCCCCCCCUCGAUAUCCCACAUCCUCAAAGCCGGUCCCAUCCACUUCGGACCCUUUCUCGUCACCACCCAGGUCUUCCACCUAACACCCCACACCUACGCCCUGGUAAACCUCAAACCCAUCCUCCCAGGGCACGUCCUAAUCUCCCCCCGCCGAGUGGUCCCCCGAGUAACCGACCUCACCCCCACCGAAACCUCCGACCUGUUCCUCACGGUCCGACGCGUGGCGCGCAUGAUCGAGCGGGUGUAUGGCGCCUCGAGUCUGAAUAUUGCGAUCCAGGAUGGGGUGGAUGCGGGACAGAGUGUGCCGCAUGUGCAUGCGCAUGUGAUUCCCAGACGGAGGGGGGAUUUGGAUGCUAGGGGGGGUGUGGAUGCCGUUUAUGAGUUGUUGGAUGGGGAGGAGGGGGAUUUGAGGGGGGGUUUGGGGGCGGGUGGGGAUGGGAAUGGGGGGAGGGGGAGGAGGUUUCCGAAGGUGGAUGAUGAGGGGAGGGUGGCGAGGGGGAUGGAGGAGAUGGAGGGGGAGGCGUGGAUGUUGGCGAGGGAGAUGGAGAGGGAGGUGGAGGUUGGUGAGUAG
Messenger RNA from Aspergillus ibericus CBS 121593, 579 nucleotides. RefSeq names its product HIT family protein. The record is from RefSeq and is a predicted model, not a curated record. The transcript is spliced from 2 exons. Bases 1 to 579 code for a protein of 192 amino acids. Lineage: Eukaryota; Fungi; Ascomycota; Eurotiomycetes; Eurotiales; Aspergillaceae. Gene Ontology annotation, molecular function: catalytic activity.